UUUUCACCUUUUCCCCACUUUUCUUCUCCCUCUCUCUCUCUUGCUUGGUGAACCCUGUCGCAUCACCUUCCGUCUCUCUGCUUAACAAAAGCUCUCCCCUCCAUCGCUUUGAAGAUUAAUUAUUUGAUCACAAAAUUAAGAGCCAGAGAGGAAGAAAGAUCAUCACUAUAGAAGAAAAAAGGAGAAGAAGCUAAUUAAGAGGGCUGGAGGAGGAGAAAAGAUGAGUUCGAAUAAUAUGGGAAGUCAAUUUGGAGACGCAACUUACACCAAGGUGUUUGUUGGGGGCUUAGCAUGGGAGACCCAGAAAGAGACCAUGAAGAAAUAUUUCCAACAGUUUGGAGAGAUCUUGGAAGCUGUAGUUAUCAUAGACAGGAAUACAGGAAGAUCCAAAGGAUAUGGAUUUGUAACUUUUAAAGAAGCAGAAGCCGCCAGGAGCGCCUGUGAGGAUCCUGCGCCUGUGAUAGAUGGUAGGAGGGCAAACUGUAAUCUUGCUUCUUUGGGUGUCCAAAGAUCUAGACCUUCCACCCCACAACAUCGAGGGGGCAGGAACUUUAAGGUGUUGAAAUCAUUCCACACAGGAUUUCAAGGUGGGGUUGGAACGCUACCUUUUCCUUCUACAACAACUCCUCCACAUUAUGCCAUCCAACAAGGAAUCUCCUAUACUCUCUAUGGGUACUCUCCCAACUACACCUGUCCAUGAGCUACUAUGGCUCAUGUGGAGGAACAGGCAGCCAUUAUCUUGUAUAUGGGACACUAGCAAAUGGCAUAUAUGCUAGUUCAAAUUCAAAUUUCUACCCAUACAUGCAGUAUGGGUGGGGGUUUGAUUGCCAGUAUCCUCAGCACCACUUCAAGUAUCCGAUUGUUGCUUCAUCUGGUGUCCCUCCACAGCACUAUAGCGCACCAAUUUCCCUAAAUGCCAUUCCACGUUCUCAGGCAGCUGGUCUGCGAACAUAUACAUAUACUCUAAUUAAUUCCUUCUAGGUAAUGCAUUUAAUUUCCUAAUACAUAUUACUUAUUCUGCGGUUCUGCCAUUGCGUUCAAUUUUAUUGCAGGUGCAAGUGUAAGCGCAGCUCUAGCUGCUCCAACUCCAACCGUUGCCACCUUGGCACCCAAUUAUCCUGCUCAGACGAACUCUCUUCUCCCUAUGAACAGCGUUUGAGUUAUUGCCACUUGAUCAUGACUGAUCACGGUUCCUCUCAAUCUUUCUCCUUCUGUCUCUCUCAAUUCCAUGCAUAUAAGGUCUCCUUUGAUUCUCUCCUCUACCCCUAGUCUAAAAACUUUUAGUCUUCAUCCAUCAGCACUACAUCUUGAGUUGAGAGGGGGACAUUUUAAGUAUUUAAACCAUUUUUGGAUAAUACCUUUAUAAUUUGUCUAAGAUGGACUAUAUUAUAUAGAAACAAGUUCUCGGGAUGGGAAACAGUACAGGACUGUAACUCACAUUCAUUAGAUCACCCUAUAACAUCCAGAUGCAGCGUGGGUUUUCAAAAUCUGGGCGUGGAAUGCCCAAUAGGCUGUUUUUGCUAACAUCAAUAGGGCAGUUAGCUCUUCCUUUUUACAUCCUUUCCUCUUCCCUUUUGGAAAGGGAAGAUAUCAAUUCUUUGAUCAUCGAAUUGUAUUUCUUUCUCAGUUUUAGUUGUAAAGUAUUGGUUGUGGUUAAACAACUGGGGCCGAGGUCUUGGCAGAUAUGUAAGAGCUUUUGCAUGCUUUUGUGAAAAUCUCACUUGUAGUAAGUGUUUGUGUGUUUCUUUUUCUUCAUGCUAAUUACAGCUGAGACAACCUGAGGAGAUAUUUUGGUCCGAUCCUUAGGGUUUAAUUUCUAUCUAACUCACGGCCGUACGUGGUUAUGGCCAAAGUUGAUUUUGACUGCUAGCUUGCUACUGCCUCCUGCCCUUAUCUCAUCAACUCUCUCUCUCUCUCUCUCUCUCUCUCUCUCUCUCUCUCUCAUGGAUGUAUUUCUAAUGAGAGAUAACAUAUAUUUCAUUGUUGUCAAGUUUGGUUUGUUAUAGCUCUCUCUCUCUCUGUUCUACGAAUCAAAAGAUAUGUACUCGUUUAUGAGUCUGAAGUUUGGUUUGUAAUAAGUGGCCAUGUGAUUGCACCAGUUUAGCGUUUCAAAUUUAGCAUUUGAAGUUCUUCCUGAAAGUCCUAAAAUUGAGGGACAAAAACUCCUAUAUGGAUAAAGAGAGUAGUUUAUUUUAUUGUUAAACAGGGUCGUGUAGGAUUAGGAAGAGGAAAGACUAUGUCUUGUGUUAGUCUAAGCUCAAUAAACCUAAAAAGAAAUUUUAUUGUAGUCAUUUCUAUUAGUCUACAAAUG
This is a messenger RNA of Hevea brasiliensis (rubber tree), 2311 nucleotides long. RefSeq names its product probable RNA-binding protein ARP1. The coding region runs from base 221 to 700 and encodes 159 amino acids. The record is from RefSeq and is a predicted model, not a curated record. Gene Ontology annotation, molecular function: RNA binding. Lineage: Eukaryota; Viridiplantae; Streptophyta; Magnoliopsida; Malpighiales; Euphorbiaceae. The transcript has 5 exons.